Molecule: messenger RNA, 498 nt
Organism: Carassius auratus (goldfish)
Lineage: Eukaryota; Metazoa; Chordata; Actinopteri; Cypriniformes; Cyprinidae
Product: VIP peptides-like
Exons: 4
Coding region: 1-498 (165 amino acids)
Biological process (GO): epinephrine secretion; regulation of protein localization; adenylate cyclase-activating G protein-coupled receptor signaling pathway
Cellular component (GO): extracellular region; neuron projection
Molecular function (GO): neuropeptide hormone activity; peptide hormone receptor binding
Source: RefSeq, a predicted model, not a curated record
AUGAUUUCACUGAGCAGCGGUCAGACGCUCCUCCUGAUGGCCGUCUGUGGCGUCUUCUGCUGCAGGACUCUUGCAAUGCCUGCCAUCUCUGAAUAUCCAGGCAUCAGACCAGAUGCCCUGGAUGAAGACGGAGAGUACGACUGGACGAGAGACCCAUCACUACAGGAUCUGGAGGCGUAUAAAUUCCUGUAUGAACUCGCAAACACCGUCGAGAGACCAUCCAGACACGCUGACGGACUGUUCACGAGCGGAUACAGUAAACUGCUCGGACAGCUGUCUGCUAAAGAAUAUCUGGAGUCUUUACUUGCAAAGAGAGUCAGUGAUGAGCUGGAUGUGCAGCAGAUGCCUGUGAAGCGUCACUCAGAUGCUGUCUUCACAGACAACUACAGCCGCUACCGCAAACAGAUGGCAGCCAAGAAAUACCUCAACUCCGUUCUGUCAGGAAAAAAGAGGUACAGCUUGAAAAGAAGUCGAGCUUCACUAUUACUGGUGCGAUAA